UUUCAUCGAGCACAGUCGACCCUGAGAAGUCUCAUCUUUCUCUCUGAAAACAUGAGAGGUGUGACAGCACACUGAAAUACAAACAGACUAAAAGAUAUGUACUUCACAAUUGUACUUUUUUUGUCAGGAGCCGUUUGCAUCUAUGCACAAAGGAGUUGACUCAAGCGAUACUCAACUAUGUAUGACACUGGAUGGUGAAGAAAUCUACUAUGCAGACUUUAAAAAAGGAGAUCUUGUUUGGAAUGGCAGACUGCCUACAAGUUUACAUGUUUCCUGGGCUUACAAAUAUGCAGUACAUAACAGAAUUCAGUGCAAAGGCAAUUUACAGACAUGGAAAACAGACAAGUCAGCUACAACAAAGACUAAAGAACCAGAAAUCAUCAUCUACCCCAGAGAUGAAGUGAUAAAAGAGCAAGAGAACACUCUCAUCUGCUUCAUCAAUCAUUUCUUUCCUCCCUCCAUCAACAUAAAGUGGACCAAGAAUGAUGUAGAAGUAUCAGAGGAAGAUCCUUUCAUCAAAUGCUUACCCAAUCCUGAUGGGACAUUUUAUGUUUUGUCCACCCUGGAUUUUCUCCCAAAGGAAGGAGACAUCUACAGCUGCACUAUGGAGCAUGAGUCACUGGAGACACCUCAGACCAAGUUUUGGGGAGAGAACAAAGAAGCUUAAUGUUUUGUUGUAUCUUAAUAGUCUCUUGAAGGUCUGAUAGAAAUGUAGAAUUCAAUCAGUUGAAAUAACUUGUGUUUUUAGAUUAAAAUUCAUUUCUCUUGUCCUCUCCAGAGGUUGAAACAAAUGAGAUCAGUAUUGGUCCUGCUGUGUUUUGUGGACUUGGCCUGAGACUUCUUGGAGUUGCUGCAGGAGAAUUAUUUUUUGUGAAAGGAAAACAUUAUCUGAGCCUCCUGGAGGCAUAGCGGUGAAGACGUGUACCAUAUCCAGAGCUGUGAUUACAUUGUCCCUGGUUUGUUUCUGGCCUGCAACAUUUGUUUCAUGCCAUUCCCCCCUUUCUGUCUUCACUUGUUUUCUGUCAUAUCUCAAUUGACCCUUUGCUAAGCCCCGCCCCCCUUAGUUACAGUUGCUAAGACUCAAACGGACGUGAAAAAAAUUAAAGAUAGAAGCUAAAGCCUACCACUCACACAGUACAAGUGAACCACCGCAUCCCCCGACGAUUGAGACAAAAGACAACAAUAUUAAGGAUCAACACUGUUCCUAUAAAGCUGGGUAGUCCUCUGUUGUCAUUAAAAAGCAGAACAGAAGGGCUUCAUUACGUUCCAUUGAGUAGGAUGUUAGCUAGCGUUAGCUAACCAUCAUCACAUUAGGAACAAUCCACAGCCGACAUUUUUCUGAAUUUAUUUUUGGUUUUGGAAAGAGAAUAAAUCAUACUUCUCCU
Messenger RNA from Micropterus salmoides (largemouth bass), 1385 nucleotides. Its product is annotated as H-2 class II histocompatibility antigen, A-Q alpha chain-like. The record is from RefSeq and is a predicted model, not a curated record. Gene Ontology annotation, cellular component: membrane; MHC class II protein complex. The coding region runs from base 143 to 667 and encodes 174 amino acids. Gene Ontology annotation, molecular function: MHC class II protein complex binding. NCBI's taxonomy places the organism in Eukaryota, Metazoa, Chordata, Actinopteri, Centrarchiformes, Centrarchidae. The transcript has 3 exons. Gene Ontology annotation, biological process: immune response; immunoglobulin production involved in immunoglobulin-mediated immune response; antigen processing and presentation of exogenous peptide antigen via MHC class II.